AUGUUUUACGUACACAGGAGCACCAAUGGACGUUACGAUUCGCAGAACGACGGCGCAUUCGUCACGGAAAGGGAGGAUCUGUCUACAAUUGACCAACCAACACCACACGACCUGAUAUACAGCGCCGUCAGCGUCGGCAUAUCCACGCUUAGGCCCAAUCGCUCACUAUGCGAAUUAUCCGCCGUCAAAACAAAGGUUCGUUAA
This is a messenger RNA of Gongylonema pulchrum, 204 nucleotides long. The record is from the annotation of a GenBank genome assembly. NCBI's taxonomy places the organism in Eukaryota, Metazoa, Nematoda, Chromadorea, Rhabditida, Gongylonematidae.